UGACUCUUCAGCCUCGCGCGGACCCCGGAAGUGCAACUUGAACUUGUUCGGGGCGCGGAUCCCGAGAGCGAAAGUCACUCGGACCGCACGAGGGAGUUCGCCGGGGCGCGCUGGAAGGCCACGCCUCCUCCCGCCUCCCCCCGCAGCCCCGCAGCCGCGGGCAGAGCUCAGACUGUCUUCUGAAGAUUGAUGUCUAUUUCCUUGAGCUCUUUAAUUUUGUGCCCAAUUUGGAUAAGCAUGGCACAAAUCCAGCAGGGAGGUCCAGAUGAAAAAGAAAAGACUACAGCACUGAAAGAUUUAUUGUCUAGGAUAGAUUUGGAUGAACUAAUGAAAAAAGAUGAACCACCUCUUGAUUUUCCUGAUACCCUGGAAGGAUUUGAAUAUGCUUUUAAUGAAAAGGGACAGUUAAGACACAUAAAAACUGGGGAACCAUUUGUUUUUAACUACCGAGAAGACUUGCACAGAUGGAAUCAGAAAAGAUACGAAGCUCUAGGAGAGAUCAUCACAAAGUAUGUAUAUGAGCUUCUGGAAAAGGACUGUAAUUUGAAAAAAAUAUCUAUACCAGUAGAUGCCUCUGAGAGUGAACCAAAGAGUUUUAUCUUUAUGAGUGAGGAUGCUUUGACAAAUCCACAGAAACUGAUGGUUUUAAUUCAUGGUAGUGGUGUUGUCAGGGCAGGUCAGUGGGCUAGAAGGCUUAUUAUAAAUGAAGAUCUGGACAGUGGCACACAGAUACCAUUUAUUAAGAGAGCUAUGGAUGAAGGAUAUGGAGUAAUAGUUUUGAAUCCCAAUGAAAACUAUAUUGAAGUAGAAAAGCCGAAGAUACAUGUACAGUCAUCUUCUGAUAGUUCAGAUGAACCAGCAGAAAAACGGGAAAGAAAAGAUAAAGUCUCUAAAGAAACAAAGAAGCGACGUGAUUUCUAUGAGAAGUAUCGUAACCCUCAAAGAGAAAAAGAAAUGAUGCAGUUGUAUAUCAGAGAAAAUGGUUCUCCUGAAGAACAUGCGAUCUAUGUGUGGGACCAUUUCAUAGCCCAGUCGGCAGCUGAGAAUGUAUUUUUUGUUGCUCACAGCUAUGGAGGACUUGCUUUUGUUGAACUAAUGAUUCAACGAGAAGCAGAUGUAAAAAGCAAGGUAACUGCUGUGGCACUGACAGACUCUGUUCACAAUGUGUGGCAUCAAGAAGCUGGCAAAACCAUUCGAGAGUGGAUGAGAGAGAACUGCUGUAAUUGGGUCUCUAGCUCAGAGCCAUUAGACACUUCGGUGGAGUCCAUGCUGCCUGACUGCCCUCGAGUCUCUGCAGGUAGGUGUUUGAUGAGAUAUUGCUUCUCGUUUUGGCUUUCACCAUUCUCAACCAAUCUUGAUAGUAAACACAAAUUGAGCGAUGAUAUCUGGUUAUGGCUACAGAACAGAAAUGGGCUUGGUUUGACCGUAGAUGCCAAAAAAUAA
Myotis davidii is the source of this 1443-nucleotide messenger RNA. RefSeq names its product family with sequence similarity 172 member A (gene ARB2A). The record is from RefSeq and is a predicted model, not a curated record. NCBI's taxonomy places the organism in Eukaryota, Metazoa, Chordata, Mammalia, Chiroptera, Vespertilionidae. The coding region runs from base 190 to 1443 and encodes 417 amino acids. Gene Ontology annotation, molecular function: siRNA binding. Gene Ontology annotation, cellular component: nucleus. The transcript has 11 exons. Gene Ontology annotation, biological process: regulatory ncRNA-mediated heterochromatin formation.